AUGGCUAAGAAGGGAGGAGUCCAGCAGCUCCAGUCGGAAAUUAACACCGACGACGAGUUUGAGAAGUUCCUCGAACGUGACGGAUUGCUUGUUAUGGACGUGUAUACGGAAUGGUGUGGCCCGUGCGUCGGUAUGAUCGGCAGUUUGAAGAAAAUCAAGCUAGAACUCGGUGGCGACAACUUGCAGCUAGCCAUCUGCAAAUCGGAUGAAAUAUCGGCGCUCAAGCGAUUCCGGAAUAAAAGUGAACCCACCUGGCUGUUCGCGUCGCACGGUAAGAUCGUAAACCUGAUGUUUGGCACCAACGUGCCGAAGCUGAUCAAUCUCAUCACCGAGGAACUGGACGUCGAGUUGAAGUGCCGUGCCGGUGAAGUAGAACGUACGUACUACGAGCUGUGGGAACUGACACCGGACGAGCAGGAGCGCGAAGAUGUUCGCCAGGAGCGCGAAGAAGAGGUAGCCCGGAUCGAGAAGGAGGCGGCCGCUAAAAAGCGUCUCGACUAUAUCACGCACGUAACGGACGAGAUCAUGACCAACAUCCCGGAUAUGGGCAUUACGCUGUUCAUGCCACACGUGCACAAGGACGUCUUCAAGAAACUGCACGAUCAUGCGGAAAAGCACGAUCUGCACAUGAAGGAGAAGCGUCUGGUGCAUCUCAACCCGAAGAUGCUCGAAGUGUUACACUUUGAGUGCGAGAACCGGCUGGCAGACGACGUGUUCGAGCAGAUCUACUACAAGGACAUCCAGGCGUACGUGUGGAAGCUGAACGAAGGCGAAACGCGCCCACCGGAAGAGGUGAUCGGGGCGUUCGUGAAGGUGAUCACGGAACCGGUCGAGGUGCUGGACGCGGACGGUAACGUCGAGAAGGUGAUCCCGCGUAUGAUCGAACCGCUCGAGAUGCUGUACAACGCGAACGAUGGUACGUGGAAGAUGGUAGCGAAAUUGCCUCCACAGAAGAGCGCCAGCUCGAUCGCAACGACCACGUCGUCUGAGUCGUCACAGAACGCGUCCAAGGAGACGUUCGAUGAGGAGUCCUGUCCGAUGCUGAUCAUACCCGGUGUUUGGACACCGACGAACCGGCGAGCGAAUGCGGCACUGUUCUACUUGAUUUUCCGCCACCUUACGGAGCACUUCCUGCCGCCGGAUCCUGUUCCCGAGCCGCCUCACAUUUGCAUGGUGUUCGACGCGUACAAGAAGCGAGACGUGCUCGAGGUGGCAAUGAACGAGAAGUACAAAACGCAGGUGAUGGCGUUCGGGUACUUCAGCACCGGUGAUCCGAAAACGGCGGAGCUGAUCGCGAAGACGACGGAACGGUACACUACGAAGCGUCCGAACGUGAACGAUAAGCUAAUCAUGAAGGUGUCGAAGGCGACGAGCCACGCGAUGUUGGCCCUCACGGCGAUGGGUCCCUGCUACGUCAGCCAGAACGCUGUCGAGGGGCAGGAGGAGUGCGCCACCCUGUUCCCACCGAACUACAACUUCGUGGAGGAGGAGAACGAAACGGGUGAGGUGGAGAAGAAGAAGCACAAGAAGAAGCGACGCGGUAAGAAGAGCGACACGUCGGUGUCAUUGGCCACGGAUUCUGCCGUUUCGACGACACCUUCCGCGGAACCGGGUGGCGACGGGCAGAGUGAAUUGGCCACGAUUGGUGAGGGUUCGACCGGUGAAGAGGGUGAGACGACGUCCUCCUCGCAGAACUCACCGGAAAAGACGGGAGGCGAUCCGGAAGAUGCCGCAACGGGAGGGAAUUAA
This is a messenger RNA of Anopheles nili, 1749 nucleotides long. RefSeq lists its product as uncharacterized. NCBI's taxonomy places the organism in Eukaryota, Metazoa, Arthropoda, Insecta, Diptera, Culicidae. The transcript is spliced from 5 exons. The record is from RefSeq and is a predicted model, not a curated record. Bases 1 to 1749 code for a protein of 582 amino acids.